Molecule: messenger RNA, 1767 nt
Organism: Debaryomyces fabryi
Lineage: Eukaryota; Fungi; Ascomycota; Pichiomycetes; Serinales; Debaryomycetaceae
Product: calnexin
Exons: 1
Coding region: 1-1767 (588 amino acids)
Biological process (GO): protein folding
Cellular component (GO): endoplasmic reticulum; endoplasmic reticulum membrane
Molecular function (GO): calcium ion binding
Source: RefSeq, a predicted model, not a curated record
AUGAAAUUGAAUUGCUUUUCAUUUACUGCCUCUUUCUUGUUGGCAAGUAGUCUCAUUAGUGCUGUCAAUGUCAAUCACCCAUUAUUCACUCCAUUUGACAAGUCUAAACUAGACAAGUCUUCAUUUUUUGAACAAUUCGAUUACAACACCCUUAUAGAAUCGGAUUGGAAGAUCUCCCAUGCUAAGAAAGACGACGAGUUCGCAUAUGUUGGGAAAUGGAAUAUAGAGGAACCUACCGUUUAUCCAGGGUUCGCAAAUGACAAAGGAUUGGUUUUAAAAUCGCCAGCUUCCCACCAUGCUAUUUCAUAUAAAUUGGAAGAGCCCUUUAAUAAUACAGGUAAGAACUUGGUUUUACAGUACGAGGUCAAAUUACAGGACGGAUUGGAAUGCGGCGGAACCUAUAUUAAGCUAUUGGAUUAUAAUUUUGACAAGGAUCACGAAUUUAAUAAUGACACACCAUAUCAAGUUAUGUUCGGACCUGACAAAUGUGGUUCCGAGAAUAAAAUUCAUUUUAUUUUAAGAAGAUUGAAUCCAAUUUCCAAUACAUAUGAAGAAAAGCAUUUAGUGAACACUCCUAUGUCUCGUACGGGGAAAUUAUCUACAUUGUAUACUUUGGUUUUGAAAAAAAACCAAGAUUUUGAAAUUAGAAUAAAUGGUGAAGUAGCAAAGGCAGGUAAUUUAAUUAAGAAGCCAAAACUCAUGAAACCUCCUUUGAACCCACCCAAAGAAAUUGUCGAUGGAGAUGACUUCAAGCCUAUUGACUGGGAUGACAGAAAAUUCAUUCCCGACCCAGAACAAGCGGAGAAGCCUGAUGAUUAUGACCUAAAACAUGGUUUGUCGUUAAUUCCAGAUCCUAAGGCAGUUAAACCUGCAGACUGGAAUGAAGAUGAGCCAGAAUAUAUUGAAGAUCCGUCUGCUCAUAAGCCUGAGGAAUGGGAUGAUGAAGAAGACGGAAUAUGGCUUGCUCCAGAAAUACGUAACCCUAAGUGUUCUUCUGGCUGUGGUAAAUGGGAACCACCAUUAAUAAUAAACCCAACGUAUAUAGGACCAUGGAUUCAACCAGUUAUGCCAAAUCCUAAUUAUAAAGGAGAGUGGAAACCAAGAUCUAAAUUGAAUCCAAAUUAUUUUGAAGAUGCACAACCAUCAAACUUGGAAUUAAUUGGAGGGUUAGGUUUUGAAUUAUGGAGUAUGAAAAGUCAAAUCUUAUUUGAUAAUAUCUAUUUAGGUCACUCUAUUAAGGAGGCCGAACUAAUUGGAAACCAGACAUUUGUGCCAAAGUAUGACAUUGAAGAUUACGACUUACAGCACAAUAGACCCCCUGUUAAAAAUGAACCGGUAGCGCCUCCUCCUACUUUCGAAGAUUUUGUAAAUGAUAAUGAUCAAUCAACCGUCAGCAGAAUACGUGAAAUUUUCAGCAUGUUGUACGCCAAUCAAUACUCAGAUAUAAGUUCAUUUUAUUAUAGAUUUAUGAGCAACCCGGUCGGAACUAUAAUCCAAGAACCAGCAGUAUUUUUCUUAUACUGUUGUGCUUUUGUUUCAGUUUUCACUUUUGCGUUUGGACUUUUUGGGGCUUUUGUAUUCAUGGUAACGGGAGGUGCCCAGGCCACCCAUUACGAGCAACAAUCUGAAUCAACCCCUAAGAUUAAUGAACCUGAUAGUGAAGGAGAUCAGGAUCAAAAUAAAAUUGAAGAAAUUAUUGAUGACGAUGAAGUAAAGGCAUCAUCCGUCAAGACUUCUGCGACUUCUGUAUCUAAGAGAAGAACAUAA